CAAAAGGCUUACCUCUAAAAGACUAUUUCGUUGAAUGAACUUCAUUGUUAACCAACAUAUAAUAAAAAUGUACUUAUAACUCUUCUCUUUUCUCCGUUCCCUUUCUUUAACACUAUUUACUCUUUUCCACUACUAGUCCUCGUAGCAAUUGAAGUCGGAGAUCGAAUCGGGGUAUCAUAUGCGGUGAUCUUUUUUUUUUUCUUUUCGCCAAGCCGAUUUUCGCCCUAGUACCUUUAAGUUACAAGGGAGCUCGCCUCAAAUUUCUCUGAGACCUCGAUUCGCACACAAAGAACAAGAUCAAUUCGAGAGGUGAAGCGAGCGGAUCGCUCGGGACGGCGUCAUGUCGACUACAGCUGGGGCCUUCAUAGCGGGCGGUAUAGCCGCUUGCGGUGCCGUCACAGCUACGCAUCCCUUCGAGACGGUUAAGAUUCGAAUGCAGCUCCAAGGCGAGCUCCAAACGAAAGGCCACCAACCACACCACUACCGCGGGCCGUUUCACGGAGUCAGCGUGAUCGUGCGCAACGAGGGGCUGAAGGGGAUCUACCGGGGUAUCGGGUGCGCGUACGUGUACCAGGUGCUGCUGAACGGGUGUCGACUGGGGUUCUACGAGCCGAUGCGCAACGGGCUGGCGACACUCCUGCUGAAAGACGGCGCGAAGCAGAACCUCGGAAUCAACAUGCUCUGCGGCGCCUCCUCCGGCAUCAUCGGCGCCGCCGCGGGGUCUCCCUUCUUCCUCGUCAAGACGCGUCUUCAGAGUUUCUCCCCUUUUCUCCCCGUUGGCACACAGCAUAAUUACCGCAAUGCGAUCGAUGGCCUCGGACAGAUUUACCGCGCGGAGGGCUUCAGGGGCUUGUAUAGGGGUGUUGGCGCGGCUAUGAUUAGGACCGGCUUUGGGAGCUCGGUUCAGUUGCCGACGUACUUCUUUGCGAAGAGGAGGUUGGUUAGGCAUUUGGGCAUGGAGGAGGGCGCGCCGCUGCAUCUGGCCAGUAGUACUGUGUCGGGGUUUGUCGUGUGCUGUUUUAUGCAUCCGCCCGACACGAUCAUGUCGCGAUUAUAUAACCAAAACGGUAACCUGUAUAAGGGCGUCUUCGACUGCCUGGGCAAGACGAUCCGGACUGAGGGCUUCCUCGCUAUCUAUAAGGGCUUUUUGCCUCACCUCGCGCGUAUAUUGCCGCAUACUAUACUUACUCUGAGUCUGGCGGAGCAGACGAAUAAGUUGAUCCGUAAGAUCGAACAGAAGAUAUUACCUGCUUCGACUCUAUGAAUGUUUGAGUCAACACCAGCGUCAGGGAGGAGCCAAGGGGUAAAAUAAAGGUAACGGUGAAUAGAAACAUAUAGGAUGCCUUGAAUUCCCCAAGCGAGCAGUUCUUUCAAGGAGCUAGCUUGUGUGUUUGAAUCGGGUCAUACUGGUCCGAACACAGGGAAUAUUUAUCUAAAAGGACGGGGACAUGAUCUCCAUCAUGAUAUCUACGAUCUAAGUAUCGACGGAUAUAUGUACCGAAUUCGUUAUAGAAGGAGCACGGUUAGAUGGAUGGAUACUCGGACGCUUCACGGUACUAUACUAGGGUAAACUAGUUUUUAGAGACGGUCUCGGGGACUGGGUAGAUAACUAGGUACACGUAUGGACAUAAAGCGUGUCUGCUGAAAGGGGGGUGGGUGUCAAUGAAGAAUAUUACUGAUUUAACUUUUCA
Annulohypoxylon maeteangense is the source of this 1691-nucleotide messenger RNA. Its product is annotated as mitochondrial carrier. The transcript has 4 exons. Lineage: Eukaryota; Fungi; Ascomycota; Sordariomycetes; Xylariales; Hypoxylaceae. The coding region runs from base 341 to 1264 and encodes 307 amino acids. The record is from RefSeq and is a predicted model, not a curated record.